CUUGUCACCCAUCGGAGGCUGAGUACUGAACGUUAAACGAGCACAGCUCAACCAUUACCGGUAUUACUAUCGUGACUGCAUACUCAGGGAAGUCACUCUUAGAGUCUCCUGCUUGAGGUCCGAGUCCGACAAUCGACUACAGACUUUUGAAGAGCGUCUAGAUUUCUAGCAUCUAUGACAAGUACAGACAGAAAAUAUUGGCUUAUGAAAGCCGAGCCAGAUUCUCGUGUAGUGAAGGGCAAAGAUGUCAAGUUCAGCGUGGAUGAUUUUGAAGCUGCAAGGACGACGCCGUGGGAAGGAGUGCGGAACUUCGAAGCGCGUAACCUGAUGAAGGAAAUGUCCAUUGGAGACAAGAUAUUAUUCUAUCAUUCGAACUGUAAAAGUCCUGGCAUCGCUGGGUUUGCUGAGGUGUCGAAGGAAGCGUACCCCGAUUGUAUUUCUCACCCCUACUUCGAUCCGAAAACUAAACGAGAUGAUCCGAAGUGGUUUAUGAUAGAUGCCACAUUCCUCUCUCGCGCUGAACAUUUUGUCCCGCUGUCCCUCCUCCGUCACAUUGCAGAAUCGGCGGAAUCGGACCCACCAGAUGAAUUUGCGUAUAUAGGCACGGAUGGAGUGAAAGCUGUGAAAGCGAUGCCCCUGGUCACACGUGGACGUUUGAGCGUUCAGCGGAUGAUGUCAGAAAAAGGUGGUUGGGAGGUGAUGUCAUUCGGGAAGAAAAAACCAAGUACAUCAAAACGCCCGAGACAAGCUGCUACGAAGAAUUCUAGGGCAAAGACAAAUCCAACGAACGACAACGGUGGUAGCGAAGUCAAGGCAAAAGUUGAUGCGAGUGAAGAACCCGAUGUAAAACCAAAGAAAGGCAAGAAAAGGAAGGCAUCUGAUGUUGAUGUUGGAACCCAGGAGGUACCUCACCGACGCUCCGUUCGGACUAGGAAGGAGGAUUGAUAGAUGUCUACGAUUAUGCUGUACUUGUCACUUUGGUCUUUGCUGUAGAUCAGCUGCGGGCACAGCGAGGUACAGUCCUCUGUCAAUUCUAUUGUUUGCCUUGUCGGCGCGCUAUUGUGCCAGCGGCGCCAUUUAUGCUAUUCA
Suillus subalutaceus is the source of this 1089-nucleotide messenger RNA. RefSeq names its product DUF55-domain-containing protein. Bases 175 to 945 code for a protein of 256 amino acids. Gene Ontology annotation, cellular component: nucleus. The transcript is spliced from 10 exons. The record is from RefSeq and is a predicted model, not a curated record. Lineage: Eukaryota; Fungi; Basidiomycota; Agaricomycetes; Boletales; Suillaceae.